AUGAAGCAAGUGAUAACAAUUUACUUUUUCAGAUUUCGGUUAUUGUACACUACAAAUCGAUUAUUAACCACUAUAAUAAUACAAAGUAUUAAAUAUAUACACGUAUUGAACAAAGUAGUUAAAAAUAUUGCCAAAUUUCUUUAUCAAUAUAGAACAAGAGCAAACUUAUCCUUUUUGUGCUUUCCGCACCUGUUUCUACGGGGUGCACGAGAUGGAGACGAGAAACCUCCUUGCAGUUUCACUGAAGUAUGCUUUUUAACAUUACGAACAAUAAAGUGCAGUAAAUUUGUUGUAAAGUUGUUCUAUUUUGGUAUCAAUGAAGUUCUUAUAAAACUUUUUCAACGUUGGUUUCUUAUUGUGCUCUCUUUUAGCAAACUUGAUACUUUUUUGAAGAAAAGUAGAGAAUUUGUUUUUGUGUUGUUAUGCAAUAGUCUUCUUGGUAAAUAA
Gryllus bimaculatus (two-spotted cricket) is the source of this 447-nucleotide messenger RNA. Lineage: Eukaryota; Metazoa; Arthropoda; Insecta; Orthoptera; Gryllidae. The record is from the annotation of a GenBank genome assembly.